AGUUCCUCGGCCAGCUGGCUUUGAUUUGUGUUUAAAUCAACACGUGCGUCUCAAUAAUUUCAAUUAUUUGAUUUGAUUUUUUAUCGGUUUAAAAUUUAAUUUAACAACAUGACUAAAAGUGCAAAUAGUAGAGUGAUCAUGGUUAAAAAUGUCCCCCAUGGUUUCUAUGAAAAGGAAAUGAUGGAAUUUUUCUCACAAUUUGGUCCUGUAACUCGUCUCAAAUUAUUGAGAAGCAGAAAAUAUUUAAAAAGCAAAGGGAUUGCUUUCGUUGAAUUUGCAUAUGAUGAUGUCGCUAAGAUAGUAGCUCAUACUAUGGACAAUUACCUUAUGUUUGAAAAGUUAUUAAAAUGUGAAGUUGUACAACCCGGAAAACUUCCAAAAGGUGUCUUCAAGAAUUGGAAAAAACCAAAAGUAUCUUCAAUUACUACUCAUAAGAAAAUUAGUGGAAAAUCUAAGAAUAAUGCUGAAUGGAAGAAGCUCAAAGCAAAGAAAAUCAAAUUGAUAAAGGAAGCUAUACAGAAAUUAGAAGCAUUGGGCAUUUCUUACGAGUGUACGAUAAUUGAAAAAUCGGAUGACGAGAGUGAAGAUGAAGAUGUCAAGGAUGAAUCAGAUUUCGUGUCAUUAAAAGAUGACUCUGAAGAUGAAUCGUUUGUGUCUUGUGAUUCAAAACCAAGCCCACGAUUGAUUAAAGCGAUUAAAAGCUUGUCUGAAAAAAAGUUUGCCAGAUCAGGAUCAUCAAUGAAAAGAAAAUUACUUUAUAUUCCGAAAUUCGCCUUUUUGCGUGCUGCGAAAAGGUUGUCCCUGUAAUUUCCAAGACUAUUUUUUCAACUGAUAUUGUUAAUGAUUAUAGACGAUCUCAUGUUUAAUCAUCAUAAGCAAUUUACACUCAACUGCAAUUAAAAAUUAAUUCAUUUUUGAGGAA
This is a messenger RNA of Tetranychus urticae (two-spotted spider mite), 922 nucleotides long. Its product is annotated as MKI67 FHA domain-interacting nucleolar phosphoprotein-like. Gene Ontology annotation, molecular function: RNA binding. The record is from RefSeq and is a predicted model, not a curated record. NCBI's taxonomy places the organism in Eukaryota, Metazoa, Arthropoda, Arachnida, Trombidiformes, Tetranychidae.